AUCAAUUCACACUAUCGAUCAAUAACCUCAAUCCAAACAACUCUUUACAAAUCUUCACAUUUAUCCAACCAACAAGCAAGCAUGCCUCGUGGAAACGGUGAACAGACUAAGGUUGUCUACAAGGGCAAGAACGAGGACUUCAUUGUCUUUGUCGAGUCGGUGGAAAAGCUCAAUAAAUGGAGAAAAGAUCCCUCGAUCCCUCUUCUCGACGUAGUUGAUUCGUUCAAGGUGUUCUGUACGCACAAGCACGGGGCACAAGGGAUCCUCGACGAGGCUGGAGGCGGCCUCCUAGAAGGCGAAUUCGGAUCCAAGAAAGAAGACGAAGUGGUUAAGAGGAUUCUCCAGGGCGGGACUUUCCAGCGUGGUGUUGUCGAAGAACGCCAAGGAGACAGGAACGUUUCAGAUGGACCCAUGCAAGUUCAGGGUUAUAUUUUCUGAAUUAUUUUUUAGUCUUUUCUCUUCAAGGGGUCUUUGCAUAUGCAGCCUGUUUCCUUUUUCUCAAUCUCUUUCGGUGCGAUGCAAGGUGUCGCCUUGAUGGACGCAUACCGGUAGGAUAACUUCUAGGAUCCCGAAAUUCCGAGGAG
This is a messenger RNA of Tuber melanosporum (Perigord truffle), 584 nucleotides long. RefSeq lists its product as uncharacterized. NCBI's taxonomy places the organism in Eukaryota, Fungi, Ascomycota, Pezizomycetes, Pezizales, Tuberaceae. The record is from RefSeq and is a predicted model, not a curated record. Bases 82 to 438 code for a protein of 118 amino acids. The transcript has 3 exons.